Molecule: messenger RNA, 3161 nt
Organism: Sardina pilchardus (European sardine)
Lineage: Eukaryota; Metazoa; Chordata; Actinopteri; Clupeiformes; Clupeidae
Gene: ano5b
Product: anoctamin 5b
Exons: 21
Coding region: 289-3108 (939 amino acids)
Biological process (GO): chloride transmembrane transport
Cellular component (GO): plasma membrane
Molecular function (GO): protein dimerization activity; chloride channel activity
Source: RefSeq, a predicted model, not a curated record
CGCCGCUAGUAGGCCGACUGAAAGCUGCCAUACCUUGGCCACUCCCCUUUAAAGACCAACAUCAUCCCUCCUCGGUAACCGUGUAAUUGAUGUUAUGGGGAGAAUCUUGAAGCUCUCAAUGUAAAUCGGACAUAAACAAGCUUUGAGGAGGACGGAGGAAGUUGGCAACCGUCUGGCAUUCACCCAAACUAGUUCACGCGCAGUCCAAGCGCGGGGCGGAAACGCCUUCCUCCAGGCACUGGUUUUCUUUGUCGACUCGCGCGGAGAAAUUGCAACUCUUGGGGCAACAUGAACCGGAUAACGGGAAAGGCGAAAGAUGCGACUCUCAUUGAAAUGAACCCGAGAGAUUGCCAGGUUGGAGAUGGUUCUGCUGUUCUGACUGGUUUCCGGACGAGCAUCUCAGAGGACAAUAACGGCCUGUGUUCCAACCGAGACACGCAGCUACCAGGCCAUCGAGAGAUUGAUCAGGAGCUGACUAAAGACUCGGUGUACUUCAGAGAUGGUGUGCGGCGGAUUGACUUUGUCCUGUCCUAUGUUGAUGACAAGGAUGCAGACAAGAAACAGGAGAGGAGGCGAGAGUUCGAGGCGAAUCUUGAGAGGCAUGGUCUGCAGUUGGAGCGAGAGGAUAAGUCGGAGGCGGAUGACCAGAAGACGUACUUUGUGAAGAUCCACGCUCCGUGGGAGGUGUUGAGUAAGUACGCGGACAUCCUGAAGAUCAAGGUGCCCUUUAAGGUCAGCGACAUCCCCAAGGCAACGGAGGCGCCGCUCAACUGGAUGACCCGUCCGUUCCGGCUCCCCGAGCGCAUCAUGCAGCCGGCCGAGGACUACUUCACCUCGCCCUUCGACAAGAACAAAACCGACUUCUUCCUCAUCCACGACAAGGACACCUUCUUCCCCCCCUCCACACGCAACAGGAUCGUGUACUACCUGCUGACGCGGGUGGAGUAUCAUAAGGAGGAGCGCGGGGAGAAGGACAAGAGAGGCGUCAAGCGCCUGCUCAGCAACGGCACCUACAGCGCAGCCUACCCUCUACAUGAUUGUCGUUACUGGAAGAAGGCGCGAGAGACCCAGUGUGAGAGCGAGCGCUUCCACCUCUACAGGCACUGGGCUCGCUUCCUCUGCUUCUACAAGGAGCAGCCCCUCAACCUCAUACGGAAGUACUAUGGCGAGAAGAUUGGCAUCUACUUUGCGUGGCUGGGCUUCUACACAGAGAUGCUGUUCUUCGCCGCCGUGAUGGGGGUCAUCUGCUUCGUCUAUGGACUGCUCAGCUAUGAGGACAACGUCACCAGUAAGGAGAUCUGUGAGAAGGGCGGAGACAUCGUCAUGUGUCCUCUCUGUGAUAAGAAGUGCAGCUUCUGGAAACUCAACUCUACCUGCUUGUCCUCCUGGCAAUCUCACCUGUUUGAUAACGAGGGCACCGUCUUCUUCGCCAUCUUCAUGGGCAUCUGGGUGACCCUGUUCCUGGAGUUCUGGAAGCGUCGGCAGGCGCGUCUGGAGUACCAGUGGGACCUGGUGGACUUUGAGGAGGAGCAGCAGCAGCUGCAGAUACGGCCCGAGUUUGAGCUCAUGUGCAACCACUACAGAAUCAACCGCAUCACGCAGGAGAAGGAGCCCUAUCUGCCAAUGAGCGUCAAGCUGCCUCGAUUCUGCCUAUCAGGUGCCACUGUGGUCUUCUGGAUUUGCCUGAUCAUCGCGUGCAUCAUGGGCGUGAUUGCGUAUCGUCUGGCGGUGUACGCUGCGUUCGCUAAGAUCAUGAAGAACUCGGAGACCAGUAAGAUCCAGCUGGUGGGCUCGCUCAUCACGCCACAGCUGGCCACAUCUGUCACCGCCUCCUGCAUCAACUUCAUCAUCAUCCUCAUCCUCAACUACCUCUACGAGCACGUCGCCAUCUGGAUCACCGACUGGGAGAUCCCCAAGACGCACAUGGACUAUGAGAACAGGCUGACGAUGAAGAUGUUCAUGUUCCAGUUCGUCAACUACUACUCGUCCUGCUUCUACGUGGCCUUCUUCAAGGGCAAGUUCGUGGGCUUCCCCGGAGACUACAGCUACAUGUUCGGAGAGUGGAGCGGCCUGAGGAACGAGGAGUGUGAUCCUGGAGGCUGUCUGAUAGAGUUGACCACACAGCUGGUGAUUGUGAUGGCAGGGAAGCAGGUGGUGGGGAACAUCCAGGAAGCCCUGCUGCCGCUGAUGCGUAACUGGUGGGGCCGCCGUAAGGCUCGGAAUCAUCCGGAGAAGGUGUACAGCCGCUGGGAGCAGGACCACGACCUCGUCAGCUUCAGCCAGUGCGGCCUCUUCUACGAGUACCUGGAGAUGGUGAUCCAGUUUGGCUUCAUCACCCUGUUUGUGGCGUCGUUCCCUCUGGCGCCCCUGCUGGCUCUGUUCAAUAAUAUCCUGGAGGUGCGCGUGGACGCCUGGAAGUUCACCACACAGUUCCGCCGCCCCGUGGCCGCCAAGGCCCGCAACAUCGGCGUCUGGCACGAGAUCCUCAACGUGGUGGCCAUCCUCUCCGUAGUCACCAACGCCUUCAUCAUGGCGUUCACGUCGGACAUGAUCCCGCGACUGGUGCACUUGUACUCCUCUGAGCCCCACAGCAUGCACGGCUACAUCAACAACAGCCUGAGUGUGUACGACAUCUCCCAGAUCCCCGAGCACAACAUGCCCGAGAGGGGGGAGGAGCCCGCCUGGUUCAACAGCUCCAUACACACCACCUGCAGGUAUCGUGACUACCGCUACCCUCCGGGGCAUGAGCGCCAGUACAAACACACCAUGCAGUUCUGGCACAUUCUGGCUGCCAAACUAGCCUACAUCAUCAUCAUGGAGCACGUGGUGUUUGUGGUCAAGUUCUUCGUGGCGUGGCUGAUCCCAGACGUGCCGUCGGAGGUGCGUGCGCGUGUGAAGCGUGAGCGCUACCUGAUCCAGGAGUACCUGCACGACUACGACAUGAGCCAGAUCAAGCUGCAGCUCAGCCAGAGCACCACCUUCGCCACGGAGACCAGCGCCGCGGAGACCAGCGCCACGGAGACAGACCCCGGCAACGGCAACGGCCUCACGGAGACCGUCUCCCUGCUACCCCAGGAGGAGAAACAGGACUUCCUCUCAGAGUGCUAGUGCCUCUACACACACACACACACACACACACACACACACACACACACACACAC